Messenger RNA from Thermochaetoides thermophila DSM 1495, 1155 nucleotides. RefSeq lists its product as uncharacterized. The record is from RefSeq and is a predicted model, not a curated record. The transcript has 4 exons. Gene Ontology annotation, biological process: intracellular signal transduction. Bases 1 to 1155 code for a protein of 384 amino acids. Lineage: Eukaryota; Fungi; Ascomycota; Sordariomycetes; Sordariales; Chaetomiaceae. Gene Ontology annotation, molecular function: protein serine/threonine kinase activator activity.
AUGUCGUUUUUCUUCUCGAGGACGCGCGCAAAGACAAACGGCGCUGACCUCGCCCGCCAGGCGAGGGAGCAUGUCACCAAGCUAGAGGGGCCGCAGGGGGCUACAAAGGCCGAGGAGCUCGCCAAGGUGCUGUCACAGAUGAAGCAGCUCUUGCAGGGCACCCACGACCAAGAAGCAAACCCCGACCAAAUCUUCCAACUCGUCAACGGCCUGAUCGAAGAAGACCUCCUCUACCUCCUCGCCGUCAACCUCUACCGCCUGCCUUUCGAAUCCCGCAAAGACACCCAAGUCAUCUUCUCCUACGUCUUCCGCUUCCGGCCCCCCAACCACCUCCUCGCGCACACCAGCAGCCAGCACUACCACGCCGCGCCGCAGCGCCCCGAGCCCUAUGCGCUGGCGUACGUGGUGGAGAGACGUCCCCAGGUGCUGAUCGAGCUGUGCAGGGGGUAUGAUCACAAGGAGAGUGCCACGCCAGCGGGGACCGUGUUGAGGGAGGUGAUCAAGAAUGAGGCAGCGGCUGCCGUGAUACUGUAUGAUGACGGCGAGGAGCCGGGGAGUAGUGUGCGAGGUGUGCAGGCAAUUGAUUGGAAUCGGCAGCAGAGCGGGAAGGGCGUGUUCUGGCAGUUUUUUGAGUGGAUUGAUAAGAGUAGUUUUGAGGUUAGCGCGGAUGCGUUUACUACGUUCCGGGAACUGCUCACCAAGCACAAGGAACUCGUCCCUCGCUACCUAGCCACCAACUUCGAGCUCUUCUUCAGCAAAUACAACACCAUCUUGGUCCAAUCCAACAGCUACGUGACCAAGCGCCAAUCCAUCAAGCUCCUCGGCGAGAUCCUGCUCGACCGCUCCAACUACAACGUCAUGACCGCCUACGUGGACCGCGGCGAGCACCUCAAGAUCUGCAUGAACCUGCUGCGCGACGACCGCAAGAUGGUACAGUACGAGGGCUUCCACGUCUUUAAAGUCUUUGUGGCCAACCCCAAUAAGUCGAUCCCCGUGCAGAAGAUCUUGAUUAUGAACAGGGAGAAGCUGUUGCAUUUCUUGUCGCAUUUUCUGGAGGAUCGGACCGAUGAUGAGCAGUUUAUUGAUGAGCGGGAGUUUUUGAUCAAGCAGAUUCGGAACAUGCCGCCUGCGCCGGUGCCGCCGUCGCAAAGGUGA